Racocetra fulgida is the source of this 956-nucleotide messenger RNA. The record is from the annotation of a GenBank genome assembly. Lineage: Eukaryota; Fungi; Glomeromycota; Glomeromycetes; Diversisporales; Gigasporaceae.
AUGGUUCAAGACGAUCCUAAUUCCUGGCUUGAUGAUAGUUCAAAGUGGAUUUCUCCAGUUUCUUAUGCCUUGAUGGCUAUCCCACAAUUAAUUUAUGGUGCUCAGUUAAUAGUACUUACUGUGUUGGGAACUGGUUCAGGUGGAAAUUCUUUACAUAGUACAAUACAUGACUCUAUGAGUUCACAACCUAUAAAACCAUAUACUUCGGGGUUAGAUGUCGAUAGAGAUUCAUAUGCUCGUCUCAGUUCAUAUAACAAUAACACUGAUCGGUGUAUUGAAUCCGAUAAAUAUUCUUCAACAAAUGAUUCUUCGUCAAAUGAAAGCCCAAUUUCUUCUCAAAUGCUACCAGCUGCUCCAGCUCCUAUAAUUUCUCCCCCUAAUUCAAUAUCUUCUAAUUCUGCGCCUUCAAUUGCUCAGAAAACAAAAUUGAAGCGUAACAUUUCAUUAUCAAGAGAUGGAAAAAUGGUAUAUGGUGAUACUGAACCACUGGGGAAAGUAGGCGGUUCGGAAUUUGUAGCUGUGGAAAAAGUUGAUGAUCCUAGUAUUAUACCUUAUUAUUUUUCGCGAGACACAACUGCUCAACAGUUUUCAAAAUCAGAUGAACAUGAUUCAAGAAAAUCGACUCAGGAAGAACGUAUGCUAGUAUUACAACGUCAACAUGACGAAUUUAAUGCUUUAAGAAUGAAUGCUAUGAGAUCACAACAAAGUUUGUUGCUCAAUGAUGAAAAUAGGAGUGUAUCAAGUUCUGCUAUGAGAUCACAACAAAGCGUGUUGCUAAAUAACGAUAGUAAAAGUGUUUCAAGCUCUGCCAAUACUUUCAUUGAAGAUCAACAGGCUUUCUCAGCAUCGUCUCAUGCAAUAAGAAACUCUGAGGUCUCCUCAGUGUUAUCUAACGCGAAAAGGAACUCCGAGGCCGUCAGCUAUGAAGAAAGUGAUGACGGCUAUUUUUAUGCUAU